This is a messenger RNA of Odobenus rosmarus divergens (Pacific walrus), 3283 nucleotides long. RefSeq names its product ankyrin repeat domain 35 (gene ANKRD35). The transcript is spliced from 14 exons. Lineage: Eukaryota; Metazoa; Chordata; Mammalia; Carnivora; Odobenidae. The coding region runs from base 1 to 2988 and encodes 995 amino acids. The record is from RefSeq and is a predicted model, not a curated record. Gene Ontology annotation, molecular function: actin binding.
AUGAAGCGCUUCUUCUCCUGCUCCAGCUCACAGGUGGCGGUGGAGAGAUGGAACCGCCGUGAUCAGAAGCUGCUGGAGGCGGUGCAGCGGGGGGAUGUGGGGCGCGUGGCGGCCCUGGCCUCGAGGAAGUUGGCCCGACCCACCAAGCUGAACUCAAACGGCCAGUCCCCGUUCCAUUUGGCAGCCUCCAAAGGCCUGACAGAAUGUCUAACUAUACUGCUGGCAAACGGGGCUGACAUCAACAGCAAGAAUGAGGACGGAAGCACUGCCCUGCACCUGGCCACCAUCUCUUGCCAGCCACAAUGUGUCAAAGUCCUGCUGCAGCAUGGCGCCAAUGAAGAUGCUGUGGAUGCAGAAAAUCGUAGUCCGUUGCACUGGGCAGCCUCCUCUGCCUGUGCCUCAAGUGUGCUCCUGCUGUGUGACCAUGAAGCCUUCCUGGAUGUCCUAGAUAACGACGGACGGACACCCCUGAUGAUUGCCUCGCUGGGUGGUCACACAGCUAUCUGCUCACAGCUACUGCAGAGAGGUGCCCGAGUUAAUGUCACAGACAAGGACGACAAAUCGGCUCUGAUCCUGGCCUGUGAGAAAGGCAGCGCGGAGGUGGCCGAACUGCUCCUGAGCCACGGAGCGGAUGCAGGGGCAGCGGACAGCAUGGGGCACGACGCUCUGCAUUAUGCUCUCCGCACACAAGACGGGGUGCUGUGCCGGCUACUGCGGCAGGCUCUGAACCGGCGGGGGCAGCGGGGAGGUCAGGGGCUUGUUCAACAUCCAGAUCUUGCCUCCCAGGCCUCUCCAGCUGAGCCUCGGGUGGGUUCUCCACCUAAGAGCCCGGGGAGAGCUGAGCCCCAGGAGGAGGAGGAGGAAGAGGAAGAGGAAGACCCAUGCUCAGAUGAGUGGAAGUGGAGGUAUGAAGAGGAGCAGAGGAAGGUUUCUCAGUUGGAGCAGGAGCUGGUACGAAAGACUGAAGAGGCGAAGUCUCAAGCCGCAGCCUACCUGGGCCUGGAGAACCAGAUCCGAGAGCAGGUGCAGGAGCUGUGGCUCCUCCUGUCUCAAGAGCCUGGAGCUCCGGGAGGGCAGGGCUCUAGGGCCCGGCUCGGGGGAGACGGCAUGGAGCAGGGCUGUCCCCUGGGCCUGCUGGCCGAGCGCAUUCAAGAGCUAAGGAAGCAGCAGUGGGCAGCCAGGCUGGUAUCAGAGUCUAAGAAGGCUGAGGAUUCAGUCUCACGGGCGACUCAGCAUGAAGGCCGUGGAAGGUUCCAGCCAGAAGACCAAGAGGCACCCCAGAGCCCAAGGUGUGAGACCGCUGGGAGAGCCACAGGACAGCCGCUGAGCAGCAGCGGGGGACAGGCCCCAGGGCCUGAGCAUACUGACAAGCCACCAGCCGGUCAGAAAGAGAGGCCCCAGGCGCCAGGGGCUGACCCGAUGGGAGCAGUGGCUGAGCCGGGGGCAGCCACAACCGGGCUCCUGCUACAACUGAGUGAGGAGCUGGCUGCCGUGUGGCGAGAAAAGGAUGCUGCCUGGGGGGCUUUGUCCAGACCCGUCCUGGAGGGGGCUCUGGGGACGCCGCGGGCUGAGGCGGCAGCAGCUGCCUGGGAGAAGAUGGAGGCCAGGCUGGAGCAGGUGCUGGUGAGGCUGGAUCGGGCAAAGGCAGGAUUACAGGCCCCUGCCCAGGAGCCCCGACAGGGAGCCCCAAAGGCAGGCCCAGCGACCAUCCCCAGAGAGAAUGAAGGGAGAGAGAAGAGGGCUCCUGGGGCCCGCGGAGAGCCUCUGGGGGCCCCUGGAGGGGAACGGAUGCCCGGAGGAGGUCCGGCAAAGGGACAGCUGGAGAAGGAGGUCGCAGCCCUGAGGCGGAGCAACGGUAACUUGCUGGAGGAGCUGGGAGAGCUGGGGCAGGAGAGGCAGCGGUUGCAGGGGGAGCUGCAGUCCCUGAGCCAGCGGCUACAGCGGGAUUUCGUUCCCAAGCCAGAGGCGCAGGUCCAGCUGCAGCAGCUGCGGCGGAGUGUGGGGCUGCUGAUGGAUGAGCUGGCCAUGGAGAAGGAGGCCACCGAGAAGCUGCGGAAGCGCCUGGCCUCCCAGAGCAGUGGCCUCCAAGGGCUGUGGGACUCCCUGCCGCCAGACCUGGUGGGCAAGGCGGGCGCGGGGCGCGCGGCGGCGGAGCGCCUGGAGGAGCUGCAGGCCGGCAUCGGCGCCCUGGUGGAGCGGCACCGCGAGGCCCGGAAGGCGCUGGCUCGCCUGGAGGAGGAGAACCAGCAGCUGCGGGGGCCCCCCGCCCCACGCGGGCAGCCGGGCACCUUGUCGGAGGCCCCAGCACCCCCCCAGGUGGCCGCUCUGGAGCAAGACCUGGGGAAGCUGGAGGAAGAGCUGCGGGCCGUCCAGGCCACGAUGAGCGGGAAGAGCCAGGAGAUCGCGAAGCUGAAGCAGCUGCUCUACCAGGCCACCGAGGAAGUGGCCGAGCUGCGCGCCCGGGAGGCGGCCGGCCUGCGGCAGCACGAGAAAACUCGGGGCUCGCUGGUGGCCCAGGCCCAGGCUUGGGGCCAGGAGCUGAAGGCUCUGCUGGAGAAGUACAACGCGGCGUGCCGGGAGAUGGGGGGGCUGCGCGAGGCCGUGGCUGAGGAGCGCCGCCGCAGCGGGGACCUGGCGGCGCGCGCGGCCGAGCAGGAGCGCCAGGCCGCCGAGAUGCGCGCGCGCUCCCAGCAGUUUGAGAAGACCGCCGAGCAGUUCAAAGACAAGGUGGACCACCUCAUCGCGGCUUGCCGAGACAAAGAGGCCAAGAUCAAGGAAUUGUUGAAGAAGCUGGAGCAACUUUCAGAGGAGGUCUUAGCAGUUCGGGGAGAAAAUGCUCGCCUUGCCCUGCAGCUGCAGGAUUCCCAGAAGAACCACGAAGAGAUCAUCUCCACCUAUAGGAACCAUCUGCUGAAUGCGGCUCAGGGCUACAUGGAACAAGACGUGUACAAUAUCCUGCUGCGCAUCCUCAGCAUCCAGGCGGAGUGAGGCAGCCGGUGCCCUGAGGGACGUGCGAGUUCUCUGCGGGAGUAAGAGCGUCCCUGGUUGCCAGAGGCUCCACCAGGCUGUGGAGGAGGGCGGGGCGGUGGGGGGCAGGUGGUGGGGAUGGGGGCGUGGGGUUUCACCUGACAUUAUGGACCCCAGACCUGAGAACCUGAAGCCUGGAAUCAGCACUGAUGAGACCAGAGGAGGUGCACAUGGAGGCCAGCUCUAUGGAAAUAAAGGAGGCAGUGUGGUGUUGGGUGUCAUGGUUUUCUCUGCUUAAAGGGGAGUGAGGGAAAGA